GGCAGCUUCAGAACAACAUGUUCUGCAUUUCAACCUCAUCAAAGAUUAAAUUGAUGUUUAUGGGCUAAUCUGGAAACCUAAAUACAAUUUCUUUCACUACAUCUGUAAGAAAAUAUGUUCAAAUUCCCGUUGGCUGACUUAUAAAGGGGCUUUUGGAGCACAACCUAAUUGUGAAGUACUCCUUAAGCCCUGACAACUAUCUUGAAGAUGGAAUUAUGAAUAUGGCAACUUUUCUACGGGGCUUUGAAGACAAGGGGAUAAAGAAUGACAGGCCUGAGGACCAGUUGAGUAAAGAGAAAAAGAAAAUUCUGUUCUCCUUCUGUGACGUGUGCAACAUCCAGCUAAACUCUGCAGCCCAGGCCCAAGUCCAUUACAACGGCAAGUCCCAUCGCAAACGCGUCAAGCAGCUGAACGAUGGCCAGCCCCAGCCCGCCGCUCAAGGUGGGCCGCUGCUGGCCUGCCCCAGCACCAACACCAGCACAGGCAGUACAUGCCACACUCCCGCCCUUCCUGCUCUUGUGCGCACACCUACCCUGAUGAUGCAGCCUUCACUGGAUAUCAAACCAUUUAUGUCUUUUCCAGUGGACAGUAGUUCUGCUGUGGGACUCUUUCCAAAUUUUAACACAAAAAGAAGAGGCUUAUUUGGGACCAAUAAAUUCUGUCAGAUGGAUCCUGUGCAAAAAGCAGUCAUUAACCACACAUUUGGAGUGUCCAUUCCCCCGAAGAAGAAACAAGUUAUUUCUUGUAAUGUCUGUCAGCUUCGCUUUAACUCAGAUAGCCAGGCCGAGGCCCACUACAAAGGAAGUAAACAUGCCAAGAAGGUCAAAGCACUAGAGGCAACGAAAAAUAAACCCAAAAUGGUUUCUUCCAAGGACAGCGCAAAGGCUAAUCCCAGCUGCUCCAUCACGCCAAUCACAGGCAACAGCUCUGACAAAUCAGAAGACAAAGGGAAGCUAAAAGUCAACAGUUCCAGUCAGCCCUCAAGCUCUGAAGGUGGCUCAUUUCUCCUCAAAUCUGGCACAACACCCCUGCCACCUGGAGCAGACACUUCUCCCUCCAAGAGCACAAAUGGCGCUCCUGGUACUAUUUCAGAAUCAGAAGAAGAAAAGGCCAAAAAAUUGCUUUAUUGUUCACUAUGCAAAGUGGCUGUGAACUCCCUGUCACAGCUAGAGGCACACAACACAGGAUCUAAACACAAGACCAUGGUUGAAGCUCGUAAUGGGGCUGGUCCAAUUAAGUCUUAUCCUAGACCUGGAUCAAGAUUAAAGAUGCAGAAUGGCAGUAAGGGGUCAGGACUACAGAACAAGACAUUUCAUUGUGAAAUCUGUGAUGUUCAUGUUAAUUCAGAAAUUCAGCUCAAACAGCACAUUUCUAGCCGAAGGAAUAAGGAUCGAGUUGCAGGGAAACCACUGAAGGCGAAAUACAGCCCUUACAACAAAAUCCAGCGGAGUCCAAGCAUUUUAGCAGCAAAACUUGCAUUCCAGAAAGAUGUGAUGAAGCCGUUGGCCCCCGCCUUCCUGUCCUCGCCCCUGGCGGCAGCUGCGGCAGUGUCCUCCGCGCUGUCACUUGCCCCCCGGCCUUCUGCCUCGCUCUUCCAGGCUCCAGCCAUCCCUCCCGCUCUCCUGAGGCCCGGCCAUGGGCCCAUCCGUGCCACUCGCUCCAUCCUCUUCGCUCCCUACUAAUGUCUGCAAGCCCCAGUAGGUGGAGGCCAGUAGGAAAGAUGAAAAGGAAAGCCAAAAGGAUUGAGCAAGUCAAGCAUUUUGUGUCGCAGUGCCCUCCACGCCCACCCCAGCCACAAAAUGCAGCAUACCACCCAAGCCUGACUCCAAAGAACAAAUCUCUAGAUUCAAGAGUGCUUUGAGGGGCCCUCCUGUUAUGUAGGAAUCUGAAAGUCACAGGCUUUAUCUCCCUAAGCCCUCUCCCUGCUCUAGCCUAUUCGAUUUGUGUAUCUGAGAUAUUUGGUUUCUUGCAAAUAUGUAUUGGUCAGAAAAAAAUAUAUACAUAUAUCAUUCACUGACUAGUUUUCCAUGGGUGUGAUCUGGCUUAGAAACAAUAUGGAAUAUUUUCCUAACAGACUUGAAAUCUAGGGUCUUCCUCACACGUCUGUAAAUAACUCUGGAAUCCAACCGGGCACAUUCUUGUGUGGAACAAAAAUAGAUGAGCACAAGUGCUUCCUUGUGGAUACCAUCUUACCAACAAAUCACAAUGUUUUCUUUUUGGUGUACUAUUGUUGGCAGGGACUGUGUACUGUUUUAGAUCCAAGUACUGUUGUAUCCUGUGUAGUACUAGAACUGUAUCUCUUGUCUGAGUUAAACAUCUUUAGUUGUUGUGUAAGUGUUAGGAAGCAAAGUAGCUUUGAAUCUUCUCUUUAUGAGAACAAAAGAUAAAGUAAUGUAUUUUUUUUAUUUCCCAUUUUAUUUGGUGAUAUUUAACUGAACUAGAAAGCCAUAUAACAUAGCUAUAAUUACUACCUGUUCGCUAUUUUUGUUUAAUUUAUUUUGUAGCUUCCUCACCAGUUUGAGUUGCUAAGCAAAUGUAUACAAACAGAAAAGAGCUUCCUAAAUUGCACAUUUUUGCACCUCUUGUGCAUUUUGCAAGACGACAAUGAAUCCAUGUAUUUCUAUGUAAUUAUCUUCUUCAUUUUUAACCUGUUUUCGUUUGUAAUGAUGCUACAGAAUUUUGUGGCUCCCUGAUGCAAUAAUGUACAGAAGAUAAAAAAGAAAUUUAUAAUUGAACAAUUUGUCUUUCUGUUCACUGAAUUAUGUUGCAGGUCAUGCUCCCAUGCCCCCCUUUCUAAGCUGAUAUUAACAAGACUGGAAUGUUUGUGAUAUCAGGGGCGAGAAGUACCAUAACACAACACAAUAGAGUGAACUCUUUUUGAGCAUCUGUAUCUGCAAUCUAUAAAUGGUAAAAUGUCUGUGUAUUUUUUUAAAUGUA
Molecule: messenger RNA, 2937 nt
Organism: Rhinolophus ferrumequinum (greater horseshoe bat)
Lineage: Eukaryota; Metazoa; Chordata; Mammalia; Chiroptera; Rhinolophidae
Gene: ZNF385B
Product: zinc finger protein 385B
Cellular component (GO): nucleus
Molecular function (GO): nucleic acid binding; zinc ion binding
Source: RefSeq, a predicted model, not a curated record